Monascus purpureus is the source of this 2009-nucleotide messenger RNA. NCBI's taxonomy places the organism in Eukaryota, Fungi, Ascomycota, Eurotiomycetes, Eurotiales, Aspergillaceae. The record is from the annotation of a GenBank genome assembly.
CCCACUCUCCCGUUGUCUUUUCCCUCCCCGACCUGUCUUACCCCUUUCUUUUCUUCCUCUCCAUCUGUUUUCUAGCUUCGGCACUCCUGGAGGAACAUCUCUCGCCGGGUUUGGCGCUGAUUUUACCGGCUAUUCUGCCAUUCUAUACGCCAAAAUGGCGUCCCCCGCUCUUAAGAAAGCCAUCUCCGAGGCGGCAUUGACCUAUAUCAAGCCAGAAGGCAAAGUAUUCCAAUAUGGCACUGCAGGAUUUCGUAUGAAGGCGUAAGUCCUCCCGAAUGAUAUGAAAGCUCCCCCGGCCGUCGGUCCUGACCAACGCGCUCGCGCAGUGAACUUCUCAAUACCGUGGUUUUUGCAGUCGGGCUGCUCGCAGGGCUCCGGUCAAAAAAGCUGAGUGGUCAAUGGAUCGGUGUUAUGGUGACGGCGAGUCAUAACCCGGCUGAGGAUAAUGGUGUCAAGCUGGUCGAUCCGAUGGGCGAGAUGUUGGAAGCUGAAUGGGAAGCGUAUGCAACGAGACUCGCCAAUGCCCCGCUCGAGAAGAUCGCGGACGUUUACGAUGAACUUAUCAAGGAAAUCGAUGUAAAAAUGGAUAACCCUGCUCGCGUUGUUUAUGCUCGAGAUACCCGUGCAUCUGGUUCACGCCUUGUUGGCAUUUUGAACUCCGCUCUCACCGUCACCGAGACCGAAUUCCAAGAUCUGAAAUUCAUGACUACUCCUCAGCUCCAUUACGUCGUCCGUUGCAAGAAUACCUUGGGCACCCAGUAUGAAUACGGGGAGCCUUCUGAACAGGGCUACUACGAGAAACUUGCCGAAGCGUUUAAGAGAGUCAUGAAGGGCGUCAAGGUCAAAGGCGGUCUUACUGUUGACUGCGCAAACGGUGUUGGCGGCCCGAAACUGAGGGAACUCGUCAAGUAUUUGCCCAGCGCUGAAGCAGGUGGGGUGAACAUCAAGGUUGUCAAUGACGAUGUCAUCAAUCCGGAUAGACUGAACUUCGAGUGCGGUGCAGACUUUGUCAAGACAAAGCAGCGUGCUCCACCAUCGUCCAAGGCUGGCGUUCUCGACCGUUGUGCCUCCUUGGAUGGCGACGCUGACCGUCUUAUCUACUACUUCAUCGAUGAGAGUAAUGUCUUCAGGAUGCUCGACGGUGACCGUAUUUCGACACUCGCGGCUUCAUUCAUUGGCGACCUAGCUCGGAAUGCUGGUAUUGCGCAAAAGCUCAAGAUCGGUGUCGUUCAGACCGCUUAUGCCAAUGGCUCCAGCACAGACUACAUCGAAAAGGUUCUCAAGCUCCCUGUGAUUUGCACUAACACUGGUGUCAAACACCUUCAUCAUGCAGCUCUGCGCUUUGACGUUGGCGUUUACUUCGAGGCCAACGGACACGGAACUGUGACAUUUUCAGAGAACGCCCUGAAGGUCAUCAAGAGCACUGAGCCCCAGUCUCCGGCUCAACAGCGCGCCCUUGAAUGCCUCAAUGCACUUACAGAACUCAUCAAUCAAGCUGUUGGAGACGCCCUUUCAGACAUGCUUCUGGUCGAGGCUAUCCUUGCCCAUAAGAACUGGACUCCUCAGGAAUGGCUUGCUACAUAUACGGAUCUUCCCUCGCGUCUCGUUCGUGUCGAAGUCGGUGACCGCUCUCUCUUCAAAGCUUAUGAUGCUGAACGCAAACUCGAGUCGCCCGCCGGACUACAGACGAAGAUCGAUGCCCUUCAGUCUCGUUACAAUAAGGGACGGAGCUUUGCCCGUGCUAGCGGUACGGAAGAUGCAGUCCGCGUAUAUGCAGAGGCAGCGAGCCGUUCGGAAGCAGACGAUCUCGCUACACGCGUCGCAAAUGCUGUUCGUGAUGCUGGUACGGUUAAGAACGUCCUGCAGUCUUCCUGAGCUUCUACAGCGUUGGGUAAUCCGAUUUGACAUUAAGCCAGCUUAGUGUGGUCCUAACUGGUCGAGAAAUUACCCCAUCCCAAUUAUCUUCAUUCUCUUUGAAAUUUGACUUGGGGGCCAAAAAAAAAAAAAAA